AUGAUGGAGGACUUCAACCGCCGUCUCCAAGACGUCGACCGCGCGAGGGCCGCGUGUCUGGCGGCCAUCGAGGAUCUACUUCGUGUACACCGGAAAUCGCCGGGCGACUACAGUCUGCCCCUCGCCGACCCCCGUCUACUGGAACCACUGCAGGACGACGCGCUGUUCCGGGCAAUAGACACGGUGGCACGGUGGGCCCCACAAGUAGACGCCUUAAACGCCGAACAGCGAACGGUGUACGAACGCGUGAUGGCGGCCGUCGACGACCAACGCGAGGUGGCGAAAACUUUCUUCGUCGACGGACCCGAGGGUACCGGAAAAACGACGCUGUACGGAUGCCUGAUAUGGGCGCUUCGGCACCGACCUCCGCAGCGGGAGGUGUUGUGCGUGGCGUUCACAGGUAUCGCCGCGUCGCUCAUGGACGGCGGCAUGACCGUAAACUCGACGUUCGGACUGCCUUUCGGCACGCUGACCGAAGACUCGACGUCCAGCGUCACCAUGCAGUCCGAGCGAGCGCAGAAGAUACGCAACGCGGCGCUCAUCGUCUGGGACGAAGCCCCAAUGUCGCCGGGACUGCAACUGACGGUGGUGGACCGCCUGCUCAGGGACGUCAUGGCAUCGGAAUUACCGUUCGGCGGUAAAACCAUGCUGUUCGCCGGCGACUUCAGGCAGAUAUUACCCGUGGUCCGGAGAGGGACGAGAGCCGAGAUCGUCAUGUCAUCGAUCAAGGAAAACGGUCUUUGGCGCGUCAUGGAGCGCUUCAAUCUGGUCCAGAACAUGCGCGCGGACCACGACGCGGACUUUGCGACUUGGUUGCUUGAACUCGGCAACGGCCGACUGCCCGCGGUCGACGGCGUUCCGAACACCAUACAAAACCCGCGGCAAAUGGUAUGCGACGUUGAUGAUUUGAUCGAUUUCGUGUACCCGCAGCAAAUGUCGUUGACCAACGUCGACGAAUUCGCUCGGAGAAUCGUUGUGUGUCCCACAAACGAAGACUGUAGAGGUGUCAACAGGGACGUGCUGGAGCGCGUCGACGGUGCUCAGAUGAGCUACACCGCCGUCGACACCAUGAUGGCGGACGAUCCCGACGAAGUGGCCAAUUUUCCCACGGAGUUCCUCAACAGCUUGGAACCGGACGGCCUGCCGCCGUACCGGCUGACGUUGAAGGUGGGGUGCAUCGUGAUGUUGCUCAGAAAUCUCGAUCCGAGGAGACGACUGUGCAACGGUACGAGGUUGGUGGUCACCGAACUGCGGCGUCACAAUUUCAAGGCUAGGAUUUUGGGCGGUGAAGUACAGGACGACGACAUCGUCGUGCCCAAGAUACCGCUCACGUCCAGCGGUGAGGACGACCUGCCCAUCUUACUGCGGCGCCUUCUAUUCCCGGUGAGAUUGUCGUUCGCCAUGACCAUCAACAAGUCGCAGGGUCAGACGUUCGACCGUGUAGGUUUGUUACUGACGUCGCCUGUGUUCACGCACGGGCAACUGUACGUAGCGUUUUCGAGGGUGAGAAACGCACAGUCCGUGAGAGUCGGCAUGUACGCCGAUGACAGCGGCCGAUUCGUCACCAAGAACAUAGUGUACAGGGAAGUUCUGUAA
Molecule: messenger RNA, 1596 nt
Organism: Metopolophium dirhodum (rose-grain aphid)
Lineage: Eukaryota; Metazoa; Arthropoda; Insecta; Hemiptera; Aphididae
Product: ATP-dependent DNA helicase pif1-like
Exons: 1
Coding region: 1-1596 (531 amino acids)
Biological process (GO): DNA repair; telomere maintenance
Molecular function (GO): DNA helicase activity
Source: RefSeq, a predicted model, not a curated record